AUGACCUUAGAAAGGUUGAGAGAAACAUCUAUGGAACGCCUACUAAAAAGACAAGCUGCCGAUGUAUACUCUAAUUAGAUUUAUGAAAAAAAUAAUCAAGCUAGCCUGGUCGCUUGAAAAACUUACCGAGAAGAAGUCCGACGAAAACUAGUAUCAACAACCUCGCCUAAAAAAGAAUUAUUCUUUGACUUUCAACCUUAUAAAGGAGAAACUGUAAAAUCAGCUGAUUUUAGUUUUUUGGAAGACUCAGAAAAUGAUGUGAGUGCUUACAAGGUGAAAUUAAAUAAAUAUAGGAGCUUAAUUUCCAAUGCAAAAGUAUCAAGAACUCAUGGAGCAAACUUAAAAAAUGAAUUUGAUAAAUCUUUAUAUAUGAAAAAGAGAAAAAAAAGAAUUUAAAAUUUAUUUUAAAAAAAUAUAUAAAAAUGGUAUAAUAUUUUUAGGACACUUUCACCCACAACUCGAAACUCCUCUAAAGCCCAAAUUUCUGAAUCCAAAAGAAGUGAAUCCUCUGAUUUUUUCCCUAAAAAACCCUCACAAAAUCAAACCCGAUCUCCUAUUUGUGAGAUUAUUCCUUUAGAACAGCUAAAAUCUUUUGAAAGAUGUAUAGCUAAAAGUGGACUUCAAGAAGUAAAUAGAGAGUAUUUAGAAAGGUUGAAGUCUGUAGCUCAUUUAAUACUUGAUAAGCUUAAUCGUUUAAGAUACAGUGGAUUGAAUUAA
Molecule: messenger RNA, 717 nt
Organism: Blepharisma stoltei
Lineage: Eukaryota; Ciliophora; Heterotrichea; Heterotrichida; Blepharismidae
Source: the annotation of a GenBank genome assembly